AUGGCAGAACAAGUCAGUAGUACCGUGAUUGGGAAAGUAGUGGACUCAUUGUUUUGUGUGAUUAAAAAAGAGACCGGUUACAUGUGGAAUUGCGAAGAUAAUGUGGGAAAGUUCAAAAAUGAAGUCGAAAAGCUCCAAGAUAUGAAGGAGAGGGUUGAACAACAAAUCAAUAUCGCAAAAGUCGAAGGAAACAAUCUCAUAGUUGGUGUUGAAAAGUGGGUGGAGGAGGCCGCACAAGAAAUAUCCAAGGCUCAAGAGUUUCUCCAACAAGAAGCGAAUGCCAAGAAGACGUGUUUCAAGAUAGGAAUGUGUGGUAAUUGGGCCACUCGUCAUCGUUACGGUAAGAUGGUUGCAACAAAAAUGACUCCUUGUCUUUUGGAGCACCAAGAACGUGGCAAGGAUUUUGUGACUUGUGUCUCUGUUUAUACCCGUGCACCCGGACCAUUAGAUGUUUAUCAAAACAAAGAUCUUGAUGAUAUCGUAACCCAAAAUUCAGCUUUGGAGGAUAUCAUUAAGGCUCUUGAAGAUGACAACAUACAAAUUAUUGGAAUCUAUGGCUUGGGUGGUGUUGGAAAAACCACUUUAGCCAAGGAAGUUGCUGCAAGAGUAAAAAAGAGUAAUAUGACGUUUGUUGAUAUUGCUUUUACAACUGUGACACAAACUGUAAAAGCUCAGGAGAUUAAAAACGAUCUUGAAAAUGCAAAAAAGCGAAUAGAGAAAGGGGAGAAGGUUCUAAUCAUAUUAGAUGACGUCUGGGAAAAACUCGAUCUAGAAGAUUUGUGCAUUCCUAUUAACCACACCAAUUGCAAGCUUUUGUUGACCUCUAGAAGUGAAAAAGUGUGUGAGAAGAUGAAUGCUCAAAGUAAAAUUUAUCUAGACUCUUUGCCAGCAAAAGAAGCAUGGAUACUUUUCAAACGCGUGGUUGGUGAAAGAUUGGAGACGGAUUCCAAUUUGAAACCAGUUGCAUUGAAGGUUGCUCAGGAAUGCGGUGGAUUGCCACUACUUAUUCAAGCGGUAGGAAAUGCUUUGAAAAAUGAAAGCAUGGAAUCGUGGAACUGGGCUCUUAGACAAUUGCAAAAACAUGCACCAUUGGAUAUUGAUGAUGAGAUACGGAAAGCAUUUACUCAUUUGCAACUAAGUUAUGAGCAUCUUAAAAGUCAAGAAGCCAAAUCAUGUUUCUUAAUCUGUAGUUUGUUCCCUGAAGAUGAAGAUAUUGAGUUGGAAAACUUGGUGCGUUAUGGGGUGGGUCUAGAAAAGUUUGAUGACCUGGAUAGCAUAGAGGAUGCAAGAGGCCGGGUUCAAAAUGCAAUAAAUAUCCUCACUUCUUCUGGCUUGUUAUUGCAUACACAACAGGAAGGCUUUACCAAAAUGCAUGAUGUUGUUCGCGACGUGGCAUUGUUAAUUGCAUCUCAAGGGGAGAACAAAUAUUUGGUAAAGGCCGGGAAGGGUUUGACAGAAUGGCUACCAAGAGAAAACAGCUUAAAGGACUACACGGGGAUUUCCCUCAUGAAGAAUAGCCUCUCCAAGCUUCCUGAUUAUAAGAUUGACUUACCGCGCCUUGAGAUUUUCGCUAUAAAUGACAACGACUAUCUAUACUCGAUUUCCAAUGAACUCAUUGAGGGCAUGAAAGAAGUAAAGGUUUUAGAUAUGCGUUGUCCUUGGAUGAAACUUCCACAAUCAUUCAAGCUACUCUCAAAACUUCACAUGCUCAAUCUUGAAAAAGUGAAGUAUUUUGAUGAUAUCUCUAUGCUUGGGGAGAUGAAAGACCUUGAGAUUCUAAUUCUCAAUGGUACUAACAUAAAAAAGAUUCCUCAAGAGAUUGGUCAGUUGGUAAACUUAAGGCAGCUUGAAGUUACUGACUGCGAAGAUCUAUCUCACAUAACACCCGGUGUCAUAUCGAAGUUGUGGAGGCUGGAAGAGUUGUGCAUUGACUUCAGGCAGGUGAGAGAAGGAGUUUAUGAUUGUGUUGUCGAAGUAAUGAAGUUGUCGAAGCUCACAUAUUUGGUGCUAAAAGUGCUUAGGUUUGAAAAUGGUAUUCCUCAUCAAGGUUUCAGUUAUGCAAAGCUAAAAGGAUUUCUAAUUCAAAUUGGAAAAGACUAUCUACCUUUGGAGGCCACCACCAGGUCAGAUCGCUAUCUAGUUCUUUCAAACUACAUUCUUAGGAUUUCAUUAUUGAAGUGGAUGAAAGAAUUGAUUGAGGAAAGUCAUCCUCGUAUAUUUUUUGGAUACGUUCAUCUGUUGUAUGAUAUCAUGCCCACCCUGUCAGGUUUUAUUAAAUUAAAGUAUAUUAGGUUGUCAGAUUGCCCCGAUGUGAUAUACUUAUUGGAUAGUACGAGCUGCGAUUGGGAUGAAAAGAAAACACCAUCGGAAAAGUAUUUCAUGCAACUACAACACCUGAGAUUGUCACAUCUAAAAUGGUUGAAGGUCUUGUGGAAAUGCCCAGAUGAAUAUAUAAGUCUAACUAACCUAGUCAAUCUUCGUAUUAGUUAUUGUAAGAGGUUAGUAAGAGUAUUGACAGUGGGUAUAGCACAAGGGCUUGUCAAUCUCAAGAAACUUAAAAUUGUAGGCUGUUUUCGUUUAGAGGAAGUGAUUAGGGGAGAUGGAGAGGAAAUCGAUAGAGGUAGAGGAGGUGAAACCGAAGAAAUAGUUGAACAACAACAUUCUUCUGCAAAUAUUGUUAUUCUCUUCCCUUCCCUUGUAAAGAUCACCCUUUUUAACUGCGUCAGGCUCAAAAGCUUCUUCAGCUCAACUGGGAAUGGGAAUUGUAGCAUCAAAUAUCCAUCUUUGAUGGAUGUAAGAAUCGAAACAUGUAGAAGCUUGAAGAAAUGGGGACCCGGAAUUCAUGAAACACCCAAACUCAACAGGUUGGUUGGUUAUUACGGGUAUAGCCACAGUCCAAUAUUACUGGAUGGACCUUGUGGCAUAAAUGAUGCUGUGGAAAAUAAUUUGAGAGAGUGGAGAUGGUAGAUCACAGAUGACCAUAUGCUCAUGACAAAGUCGUUUGAUGAUAUUCCGCAAUGUUUUGAUGGAGCUAUAAAGAAGUUUAGUUACAUGUGGCGUUAAGAUGAAAAUGUUAAAAAGUUGAGGAACGAAGUUAAUAUGCUCAAAGAUAUGAGGAGGAUUAAGCAGCAAAUAGAUAUGGCUAAAUGUUAAGGAGAUGAUCUCUUAAUUAUAUAUGUUAAGGAGAUGAUCUCUUAAUGGUGUGCAAGACUAGCGAACAUUUUAAUAUGUGUAUCAUGAAUAUGAGGAGUAUGAUAAGUAUUUACAGAGUAACUAAUUUGUUGUCUCCUUAAACAAGUUUCUAAUAUAUAAUAAAUAAUAAUCUCUUUCUA
Molecule: messenger RNA, 3332 nt
Organism: Erigeron canadensis
Lineage: Eukaryota; Viridiplantae; Streptophyta; Magnoliopsida; Asterales; Asteraceae
Product: probable disease resistance protein At4g27220
Exons: 3
Coding region: 1-2967 (988 amino acids)
Molecular function (GO): ADP binding; ATP hydrolysis activity
Source: RefSeq, a predicted model, not a curated record